AAAAUAUAAUUUUCACAAUAUCAUCCGAUACUUAAUAUACGAUAUCAGUUAAAGGUAUGAUAAGAUAAACUUUAAAAGAUCGAUAAGUAUUUUACAAACGAGUGUAGCAGACGGUAGUGUUGUGUUUUUUUUUUGGUACAACAAACACAAAUAAUAUAAAUGGAACGUUGGAAGACUCACGGGUAUAUUCCAACCGAAGGAAUACCAUCGGAGGGAUUUUACUAUGUUAGUCAUAGAAAUCCUGGCGUUUUCCUGACGGACGGAGUUAUGAAUGCUCCGCCUAUAGACCGCGGGGUGUCAGUAGAAGAUUCAAGCGCCGAUGAUGAAACUAAGUCGCCAAGUGAUGAAAUACAUGAAACAGUAAAAACAAUUCCUUACAACAUCAAGGCUUUGAACAAACACGAGCCCACAUACAAGCUAGAAACGUUCGAGAAGAAUUACCUCGUCGUAUUCAACCAAGAAAACAUAGAGGGGUAUAAGCCUAGACAUGGCACAGAAAAGGAUGUGGAAGCAAUUGAGCAAACAUUUUCCAAAUUCGGAUUUGAAGUCGAAGUGCACACUGACUUUACUAAAGCUGAAAUAUUAGACGCAUUAAAAAUUUUUAGAGAAAAAGAUUUCACGGACUACGGGUGCGUGGCGGUUGUAGUAUUAACUCAUGGCACCUACGACGGCCUGCUUCGUGCCAAGGAUCAGCAGUACAGCGAAACUGAAAUAAUUAAUCACUUCAAAACACACGAUAAACCCACGCUCAUAACGAAACCCAAGCUAUUGAUUAUUCAGGCUUGUCGAGGUGCAAGGCCAAUACCAGGAGUGUUCGCAAGACAAAUAGGGAAGAUUCAUAGAGACGUUGAUGACGACCAGGGACCUUACACGCUGCCAAUCGAAUCAGACAUGUUGGUUCUUCACAGCUCUUACAUGGGAAAUCCUUCUCACAGGGAUGAGCUACACGGUUCUUGGUUCAUCCAAGCCCUUUGUCGAGAAAUAGAUCGGCUUUCUCCUGGCAUUGACAUCGAAUCUAUUAUGACCGAGGUUAAAAAAGCUGUAGCAAUUGAUAUGGAACACGAGGAAUACAACAGGGUGACAGGCGAUAUAGAUAUAAAUAAACAAAUGCCCGUUAUGUCCUCCACUUUGAUAAGAAAGUUGUAUUUUAAGAAAUAUAAUAUAGACAGUGGCCCCAGCUUGUCGCUGUGUGACGGGGAAACGGAAACUUAUAAGAACGAAGUACUAGACGGCGCCGCGCCAGAAACGCCUUUGUUAACUCAGUUUGGCCCUUGUUUGUGUUUCCUACCUCAUUUCAACUAUUUAAAACAAUGUCUCAGACAUUUCGUUGAAGAAAACCCCGACGAUGAGAGAGCAGCUUCAUACCUAGAAAUUUGUGAAACAUUCGAAGAUAUUACAGAAUUCAAUACGUCAAAAGAAAAAAUGAUAAGACUCAUUUCCCAAUAUCUCGAGAAGAAAAUCCCGGAAAUCGAAUAUUUAAAAUACCUUUAUUUGUAUAAGAGUGAAUGAUCUCGUAGGACUAUGUUAUUCUUUUAUCUUUACCCAAUAAAAUUUUGAUACUCAUU
Maniola jurtina (meadow brown) is the source of this 1565-nucleotide messenger RNA. It is a transcript of the gene Casp-4, whose product is annotated as caspase-7-like. Gene Ontology annotation, molecular function: cysteine-type endopeptidase activity. The record is from RefSeq and is a predicted model, not a curated record. Gene Ontology annotation, biological process: proteolysis. Lineage: Eukaryota; Metazoa; Arthropoda; Insecta; Lepidoptera; Nymphalidae. Bases 160 to 1509 code for a protein of 449 amino acids. The transcript has 5 exons.